CAUCAUGCCCUUUUGGGUGACGUCAUCGGAAAACAGUUUGAGGAUUCCGUCUGAGUUGGCACUUCCAACAUGGCCGAAUUCGCCUGCAUCUGCAUCAACCACAACUUGCAGAACUGAAAUCUGCCAUUGCAAAUUAAGCUGAAGACUUUGCUUUGUACAUCAAUACUGCCAACUCCAAGCUUGGAUCCAUGAAAAGACAAGAAAGAAGUCUGCCCAUAUCGGAUAAUGCAGUUAUCAACUUAUUCUAUUGAGCGAGACAAUUUAUACUUGAACACUGAGUGUGGAAUACACAAAAUAGUGCAGAACUUUUUGCUUUCACUUCUCAUAGUGUAAGGAAGCAAUUAGAAAAACUUCAGUCUUUCGCAUGCAUUGGGUGGUGUGAAGAAUUCGAAAGGAGCCUUUAGUGUGGACCUCUCGUCUUUUCUGGACCAACUUGAAGUGGAGGAUAUUGGUUUACCCUCAAAACUAUGUUUGCCAAGUUGAAGAAGAAGAUUGCAGAGGAGGAGGGGGUCCAGGAAGGGGAGCUCAAGCGCACCACCGGCCAACCUGGGGUGACCACCGGGAGGAGAGAGAGUCUGAGGAGGGCGGGGGAAUCGUCGUCAAGCCUCAACUCCUGGGGGAGCACGUCAAGCCUCAGUGGGGCAUCGGCUGCUGCUGCAGUUCCGAAACAGCCAAAUGAUGUAUUAAGCGCCAAACACGAGAGACUGCAAGGAGAGUUGGCAAAGAAAGACGAGACGAUACGAAAGCUGGAAUCCAAGCUGGACGAGUAUUCACUCCUGGUAAAAGAAGCUGUCAGGGAUAAAGAGAAAUCACAACUCCUUCUAGAAAAGCAUCAAGAUGAGGCCACCAAGAGAGUCCAGGAGAUUAAUGAAGAGUUUCAAGCUAGAAGAGCAAAGAUGGCGGAUAAACUCGGCCUGGCUAUCAAGAAGAAGGAAACGGAACUUCACGAUAAGAUGGCAGCUCUAGAAAGUGAAAAUGCAGACCUCCAGGAGAAGCUCAAGAAGGCGGAGAUGCAGAAGUUUUUGAAGAGAGAAGACAAUGAUGAACUACAAGGCUUCCAGAUACAAGAACUUGCCAAAGUCAAGCAUAUGUUUGUAAAUAGUCAGGAAGAGCUUCAUAAAUCCAAAGCCGAUCUAGACCACACCAGGGAAAAACUAGAAGAGAAGACAAGACAGCUAUCAACUAUCGAGAUUGAUCUACAAUGCGCCCAGAGCAGCUUAUCAAGUGUAACCAAAGAAAGGGAUGAUUUCUUAAAGGAGAAGACUGAACAGUCGAAUCUGAUUCGUAAACUCGGCAAGGAGAAGACGGCCUUGGAGGAGGCCAUGAAUAGCAUAUCAAAAGAGAGUCAAGAGACCUCUGCCCAGGUUGUUUUACUGCAAGAGAAAUUAGACCACCAAGACGAUGCCUACAACUUGCUCAAACACAACAGUGAAAUUCUUAGAAAUCAGGUAGAAUAUAGUGUCAUUGUGUAUGUAUUCAUGAUUGGUCAAAUUAACAAUUCAUAUAGAUUAACAAAUAUUUAUGUGUAA
This is a messenger RNA of Lytechinus pictus (painted urchin), 1529 nucleotides long. RefSeq names its product golgin subfamily A member 1-like. The record is from RefSeq and is a predicted model, not a curated record. Lineage: Eukaryota; Metazoa; Echinodermata; Echinoidea; Temnopleuroida; Toxopneustidae. Gene Ontology annotation, cellular component: Golgi apparatus. The coding region runs from base 468 to 1529 and encodes 353 amino acids. The transcript has 8 exons.